AUGAGUGACCUAGACAAGUAUACCAUCCAGCUCUCCGUGGCCAUUGCGCAACUGCGCUCCUGUCGCCCUAUCCCCGAACACCAAGUGCGUGAGCUCUGCUAUAAAGCUCGAGAAAUAUUAAUUGAAGAGGGCAAUGUCGUCUCCGUUGAUGCCCCAGUCACCAUCUGUGGAGACAUCCAUGGCCAAUUCCACGACCUGAUGGAACUGUUCCGAGUGGGAGGCGACGUUCCUGAGACCAACUAUCUUUUCAUGGGCGACUUUGUCGACCGUGGCUUUUACUCCCUCGAAUCCUUCCUCCUCCUCCUGUGUCUCAAGGUUCGAUACCCCGACCGCAUGACGCUCAUUCGGGGCAACCACGAAUCGAGACAAAUCACGACCGUUUAUGGCUUUUAUGACGAAUGUAUUAGAAAAUAUGGCAACGCCAAUGUUUGGCGGUAUUGCUGUGAAGUAUUUGAUUAUUUAGCGUUGGGUGCCUUGGUUUUGGGUGCAGACACGAAAUUAUCCCCUUCAGGCCCUGUGGUAACGCAGGCAGGCAACGGAGGUGAACAGCAUGACACGCAGUCUUCAAACUCCGUUAUAGAAGAUGAUGAUGAAUUAGAGGUUGAAGUGCUAAAUUCAAAGGGCGAAGUUACACAGGCGUCCUACCGGAGAAGGAAUCGUGGAUCUAACGAUAUUGCACAUGAUAUUCGGGACGUCUCGCCGCCGAGAGAUAUAUCAUCCGUCCCCAACAGCACACCCACUCGAACCGGCCCUGCGGGAACCGGUGCAACGGGGGAUAGCAUGGGCAGUAUAUCAAGCAACACUGGUGCAGUUCUAUGUGUUCAUGGUGGCCUAUCUCCCUUGGUAGACAGCGUCGAUAAAAUCCGACUCAUUGACCGGAAGCAAGAAGUCCCCCAUGAAGGUGCCAUGUGUGAUCUUCUCUGGUCGGACCCCGACGAAAUUGAAGGCUGGGGUUUAAGUCCGCGUGGAGCAGGAUUUUUAUUCGGCGCCGAUAUCGUGAAGCACUUCAGCUAUAAGAAUGAUCUAUCGCUCAUUGCCCGUGCUCACCAGCUUGUUAUGGAAGGUUUUAAAGAGAUGUUUGACGGCGGGAUCGUGACUGUGUGGUCAGCCCCAAAUUAUUGUUAUAGGUGCGGGAAUGUGGCGGCUAUACUUGAGCUAGGCGAAGAUGCGAGUAACGGUGGUACCAUUGCCAGAAGCAAUGGAGAUUAUGGACGUAGCCUCGGUGGCAGAGCCGGAAUGCUUGAUAUGAAAAGGGUCCCUGGCCCUGGGAGACGGUAUCGGGUUUUCGACGCUGCCCCUCAGGAUACCCGUGGAAUGCCAGCUAAGAAACCUGUGGCCGAUUACUUCUUGUGA
Arthroderma uncinatum is the source of this 1353-nucleotide messenger RNA. RefSeq names its product serine/threonine-protein phosphatase 4 catalytic subunit. Gene Ontology annotation, molecular function: protein serine/threonine phosphatase activity. The coding region runs from base 1 to 1353 and encodes 450 amino acids. The record is from RefSeq and is a predicted model, not a curated record. NCBI's taxonomy places the organism in Eukaryota, Fungi, Ascomycota, Eurotiomycetes, Onygenales, Arthrodermataceae. Gene Ontology annotation, biological process: double-strand break repair via homologous recombination; peptidyl-serine dephosphorylation. Gene Ontology annotation, cellular component: nucleus; cytoplasm. The transcript is spliced from 3 exons.